CCUACCCGGCGACAGAUGACGACACACGCGCUGCGCUCUCCCAUUCGCCGCGCGGUUUUUGGGGUGCUGCUCCCCUCGCUCCCAGUCCCCCCAGUUCGGAGGCGCUUUACUGGCGGCAGCACCGACCGCUCCCAGCGCCGGGACCGCAUGGACGGAGCGCGGAGCCUCCCGCGGCUGCUGCUGCUGCUGGCGCUGGCCCCGGUUUGGGGGGUCCCAGCCCAGCACAGCAUCACCCAGACCGAGUUCUACCAGAAAACCCUGGACGGGCAGUUCCAGUCCGAGCAGUUCAUGUUCGAUUUCGACGGGGACGAGAUUUUCCACGUGCAGCACGAACAGACCGUGUGGCGCCUGCCGCACUUCCAGCGCUUCGCCUCCUUCGAGGCGCAGGGGGCGCUGCAGAAUAUCGCGAUAGACAGACAGAACCUGCAGAGCUCCAUGAGGGCUUACAACAACUCCAGAGCUCCCACCGCGGCGCCGGAGUCGGGCGUGUUCCCCAAGCACCCGGCGCAGCAGGACGAGCCCAACGUGCUGAUCUGCUGGGCCCGGCGGUUCUGGCCGCCGGUGCUGGGGCUGCGCUGGCUGCGGAACGGGGUCCCGCAGGAGCAGGGGGUGAUGGAGACGCCCUUCUACCCCGACCGCGACAACUCCUUCCAGAAAUUCUCCUACCUGCCCUUCAUCCCCCGGCCCGGCGAGUACUACGACUGCCAGGUGGAGCACGAGGGGCUGAAGGAGCCCAGGCUGGUACACUGGGAGCCGCAGCUGCGGGCGCCGGCGUCGGAGGCGGCGCAGACGGCGAUCUGCGCCCUGGGCCUGGCCGUGGGCAUCGCCGGCAUCGGCGCCGGCACCGCGCUCGCCAUCCGCGGCGCCCGGCUCGCCCGCGCCCGGCGCGGGGAGCUGUGAGAGGGGAGCCAAAAAAAUCACCUGGGGUAACCCCAAAAAUCACCUGGGGUAGCCCCAAAAUCCUGCCUGAAAUCCCCGUGGAAUUACCCCGAAAUUGUGUCCCAAAAUCCCAUGGAAUUAACCCAAAAUCCUGUGGA
Molecule: messenger RNA, 1037 nt
Organism: Oenanthe melanoleuca
Lineage: Eukaryota; Metazoa; Chordata; Aves; Passeriformes; Muscicapidae
Product: HLA class II histocompatibility antigen, DR alpha chain-like
Exons: 4
Coding region: 16-900 (294 amino acids)
Biological process (GO): peptide antigen assembly with MHC class II protein complex; positive regulation of T cell activation; immune response
Cellular component (GO): membrane; MHC class II protein complex
Molecular function (GO): MHC class II protein complex binding
Source: RefSeq, a predicted model, not a curated record